AACUAUUAAAAAUCAUAUUAUUUAUUAGAAAAUUUGCAAUGGCAUUUGUUGGUAAAAAUCAUCCGAGAAUACAACAAGAAUUCGAACGAUAUUUCGAAAAGCAAAAGAUAGAAGAGCAAUGUACUGAACAAUCUUUGAUGCGUUUACAUAAUGCUUUUCUGGCGACAGAAAAUGAGGAAAUGGAUUUUUCUCAACUGUAUGACGCUUUUCAAGACAUCCUCGAGAUAAAAAUACCACAGGACGAGUUUCAAGUUCUUUUCAACAAAAUAAAAUCCAAUGGUAAAAUAACGUGGAACAAAUUCAUCUCCUAUUUACUGAUAGAAUUUCAAGACAUAGAUACCACUGUGAAAUCACAGAUGUUGGAAGCACCUUUAAUGGAUCCACCAAAAUUAUUAAGAACGCGUCAUCGCACUUCUGUAUGCAGAAUCACAUUUUGUCCGGAAGUUUUACCGGACAGAAGUACGAGUUUUCGCAGAGGUUGUUAUCUGACCGUAAGCCGAGAAGGAGUGAUUAAUUACUGGUCGUUAGAUCUUGAAUACGAGCGCACUGUACAAUCCAAGAAUCCAUAUUUAAAGGUGCAAUCCACUGCAAUAACUGACAUGAUUGUGCUGCCGGAUGUUCAGAUAGUGUGCACGAGUUCGACGGAAUGUGAUUUGAGAUUUUAUGACACAGCAGCGAAAAAAUUUGAUCUUCGCGUAUUGAUAUCUAGUUUGGAGAAUGCAGUAGUUUGUAUGCACUAUUACUUCAAUGCAAACAUUAAGGAGAAUUCCUAUAUCGUCCUGGGUGAUACAAGUGGAUCUGUCACAAUCGUGUCCUUUAAUCCUACGGAUAGGGGACCUUUCAAACAGCACACCACUCGCGAUGUAAUUAUUUUUCGUUACGACGACAUCAUGAAGGGAGAGCUGCAAGGCUUUGAAAUCACGGAGAGAUUUAAGAACAUACACACGAACUGGACUAGCCAAGUUGCUUAUUACGGGAGCUUGCGAGUCUUCGUAUCGAGCAGUCAAUGCGGUGAAUGUUCUUUAUGUGUCUUCGAUGCGACCGGAACGAAGUUGCAAUACAAAUUCCAAGUUCCCAUGGGAAUAUCCUGCUUUGCGCUUUGCGAAGCGAGUCACACGCUAGUAACGGGUGGACCGGACUGUAUGAUCCGCAUUUGGAAUCCAUUUGUUCCUGGGAAGGCGAACGCAGUAUUUCCUGGACAUCGUUCAACUAUCUGCGCACUUGUCGUGAUAGACGCAGGCAAGCGUAUUUAUUCCUUGUCGAAGGACAGAUGCAUAAAAGUGUGGGACGUCCCGGCUCAAAAUUGCAUUCAGACAUACAAUAAAUUACCCAGAGAGCUGAGCGAAUAUGCUCCGAUGACCAUAGUAUUCAACACGCUGACCCGUACGAUGAUCAUUGCGAGUAUGAUGAUAGCCAUUCUCGUUUGCGAGCACGUAAUUAACGAGGAAACUUCGGAUGGCUACACACACAUCAAAGGUGUUAGCUGCGUUCUUUACAAUCAGCUUUUUCACGUGAUUAUUUCUACGGGAUUGGAUUCGUGUAUCAUCGUUUGGCAUCCUUGGUCCGGACGCCGCGUACGUCUGAUAAAACACGCUCAUAGUAUUUUUCGAUACGGACAAUAUGUUGAUGUCGAGAUCACGGCGGCCUGCUUCGACGAAUCCGAGCAAUUUUUAAUUACCGGCGCUAGAGAUGGAUCACUGAAAAUAUGGAAUUUUAAUACAGGUGUCUGUAUGCGCAACAUGAUGGUCGACUAUCAAUGCGAAAUAACCAGUAUUGUAUGGUACGAAAAUCGAAUCCUGUGCUGCAGCUGGAACAAACACGUUACAGAAUUGGCGGCUUUCGAGUCUGACAUAUGCAAAAAGAAUUGGACGACCAGUCACACCGACGAUAUUCUGUGCUCGGCUGUGAGAUUCCCUCAGCUGUUAGCUACCGGAACUUAUAAUGGAGAACUGAUUCUUUGGAGACUUGAAACGGGUCAGCCUUUUAGAAAAUAUCAAGUGGUUGAUGUUAGCAGGCAUAUUGUAAGGAAGGAGACAGAUGCACAGAAAGCGUUUAUACAAUCCAAUGAGAUCGACAAGCCUAUAAAUCAGCAAAUUAAUAAAUUGACUCCGUGCGCCCAUCAAGAAUCAGCAUUAAAUAUAAUUCGCGUGAUUGCGGUACGCGCGAUAAUUUUCUUGACCGCGCGAGAAGCAAAAUCAAAUGUCGGAACGCUCUUAGUCGCCCUCGAUUCUGGCUUGGUACAAGUGUGGACACAUCAUCCAGCGGCAGGAUUUUUAGGAGCCUUUACGGUCAUCCAUAUUAUGGGUGAUUGUGCGAUAUCGUUGGCUACUGAUCCUGAAAAUCAGUUUCUCGUAACAGGACACAGCAUAGGCUAUAUAAAAGUUUGGCUCCUUUCGAAUUACAUGCUACCAAAUCCGCCGAAGGUGUGCAUGCCUCUAUUAAGAUUGGAAUUUCCGUUCUUGUGGAAAGAUAGGAUAAACGGAAGAGCGAAGAGAGCAGUGCGAAAACAGGCACUGCCACUUCUGCUGUCGUCUGUACGCGGUCAUAUGCAGGGAAUCACGUCUCUUCAACUUAUUUAUAGCGCGCGAAUAAUAGUUAGCGGUAGCGCGGAUCGUACAGUACGUUUGUGGAGUUUCGGUGGUCGUUACAUAUCAACCCUAGGCACCUUCAGAAAUUGGAUUCCGAUUUUGCCCACUAUACCUGUACAGAAAUAUUUCGAGGAUUAUAAGCUUCCAGCGGAUGUCAAGCGAUUCGCCAGUUUUACUACUUUGAAGGUACUUCACGGUGGUAUGAGACGAAUUCAAACGGAGAUCAAGGAAGAGAUUGAUAUCUCGAAAGAAAUUCUCGAAGAGCGACACAUGUUAUAUGGAAAGCAAUUAGACAAUUCUAUGAUUGAGAAUUAUUAUAAAUUACAAUUACCUAGCAAAACGUAUCAAGAAAACAUCAGAUUAGACAAUACUUUGCCAUAUAUACCAAUUUACACACAUAUACCAACAUAUUCUUUGAAACCUGUAGAGGCACAAAAAACACUCUUACUUGGACAGAAAAUGGAACUUACUAAAAAAGUAUACUUAAGAAGAGCAAUGAAACCACUACGUUUGCCUACUAAGAAAAUUUCUGCCAACUAAUUUUAUCGCAACAUUGAUUCCUCGUAAUGAAAACUUGUAAAAUUCAAAAUUUUAGUGAAAUAAUAUAUAUUUUACGCAAAUUCAGUAAUUUAAAUCAUUAUUCGACACGUUCGAAUUCAGAUAUUUAGUAUUAUUCAGACUUGCAACUGUAUACAAAUAAUUUUUAAUACACUCGUGUAUUAAUUACAUUGACUAUAUAUUACAGACUUUAAUUUCUCUUUAUCGAAUACAAUAUAUAUAAUAAUUGAUGUAUAAAUAAGUAAUGGAAAUUACGAGUUAUCAAAUUAAACAUCAGGAUAAACAAUUUGCCCUCAUGUUUUUUACAUACAUGCAAAAAAAUUAAAUAUUACCUAUGUGCUGCAUGCACAUGAUAAUGGCUAUUAUUGUUCGGUACAUAAAAAUUUAUAAGUGUAACAUUAAAUUUAAUUAUAUAUUUUAGUCUGUUUCCAUCAUGGAAAUACGUGGCGGUGUUUUCCAGAUUGCACUAGAUGUACGUUUCAAUCGACUUCUAUCAAUACCAUGGAAUAAUUCAGUUAAAUCUGGCGUACAUUUACGAGUAUCGAAGAACUUAUAGAUAAAUUCCUGUGCAAUAUAUCGUUGCAUCGCAAGUUCCGCUUUACGAACGUCUGCUGCAAGUUUUAAAAAAAUAUAUAUACACAUAUGUUUUAUACAUCUUACAAAUAUAUACACAUUGUGUUUUUAUUUUAACAUUAAAGUAAAAUAUCAAGAAAAUACAUACACUUUGCCCAA
Nylanderia fulva is the source of this 3878-nucleotide messenger RNA. RefSeq names its product WD repeat-containing protein WDY (gene WDY). Lineage: Eukaryota; Metazoa; Arthropoda; Insecta; Hymenoptera; Formicidae. The record is from RefSeq and is a predicted model, not a curated record. Gene Ontology annotation, molecular function: protein binding.